CACUCUAUAUAGCUUCCAUCCAUGGUGUCCAUAACUCCUCCAAAGCUUCAGUCCAUGAAGUUUCUAACCUUUUGGUUGUUUUUUUCAAUGUACUUUUGUACACUCAUAAAUAAGUCUCCUGUUGUUGUUUCUUCCAUGACACUUUCAUCUGCUUCAUCCACAUUACAAAUCAGAGAAGCAAGUACUUUGUUGAAGUGGAAAUCAAGUCUUGACAAACAAAGCCAAGCUUUGCUGUCUUCAUGGAGUGGUAAUAACUCAUGCAACUGGCGGGGAAUUACAUGUACUAAAGAUUCCAUGCAUGUCUCUCAUGUAAACCUCGUAAACAUGAGUUUGAAAGGUACGCUUGAAAGUCUUAACUUCUCAUCACUUCCAAAUAUUAUCACUCUUGAUCUUAGCGCCAACUUGUUGAAUGGAAGUAUUCCUCCUCAUAUUGAGAGGUUGUCUAAACUUUCCUAUCUUGAUCUUAGUGACAAUAAACUUUCAGGAAAAAUUCCAUAUGAAAUAACACAGUUGACUAGUCUUCAUAAUUUAUAUAUGGGUGGAAAUGUUUUCAAUAGUUCCAUUCCUGAAAAUAUAGGUGAAUUGAGGAAUCUAAGAGAAUUUGACAUCACUAAUGCAAAUCUCUUAGGCCCUAUCCCAAUCUCACUAGGGAACUUGUCCUUUUUGUCACACUUGUAUCUAAAUGGAAACAAUCUUUCUGGAAAAAUUCCAACUACAAUUGGAAAAUUAAUAAAGAUAAAAGUUCUAUUUCUUUAUGGCAAUAAUCUUUCAGGGUCUAUUCCUCGAGAAAUUGGGGACUUACUAAACCUAGAAUAUUUAAACCUUCAUAACAACAAUCUGUUCGGAUCUAUUCCUCAAGAAAUUGGGAAGUUAGUGAACCUACAAAUUUUAUAUCUUCAUGUCAAUAAUUUAUCUGGAUCUAUUCCUCGAGAAAUUGGAGAAUUAAUACAGAUAAAACAUUUGUUUCUUUUUAGCAAUAAUCUCUCUGGGUCUAUUCCUCGAGAAAUCGGGGAAUUACUGAACCUAGAAUAUCUAAACCUUCAUGAUAACAAUUUUUUCGGAUCAAUUCCUCAAGAAAUUGGGAAGUUAGUGAACCUACAAAUUUUAUAUCUUCAUGUCAAUAGUUUAUCUGGAUCUAUUCCUCGAGAAAUUGGAGAAUUAAUACAGAUAAAACAUUUGUUUCUUUUUAGCAAUAAUCUCUCUGGGUCUAUUCCUCGAGAAAUCGGGGAAUUACUGAACCUAGAAUAUCUAAACCUUCAUGAUAACAAUUUUUUCGGAUCAAUUCCUCAAGAAAUUGGGAAGUUAGUGAACCUACAAAUUUUAUAUCUUCAUGUCAAUAGUUUAUCUGGAUCUAUUCCUCGAGAAAUUGGAGAAUUAAUACAGAUAAAACAUUUGUUUCUUUUUAGCAAUAAUCUCUCUGGGUCUAUUCCUCGAGAAAUCGGGGAAUUACUGAACCUAGAAUAUCUAAACCUUCAUGAUAACAAUUUUUUCGGAUCAAUUCCUCAAGAAAUUGGGAAGUUAGUGAACCUACAAAUUUUAUAUCUUCAUGUCAAUAGUUUAUCUGGAUCUAUUCCUCGAGAACUUCGGAAUUUAGUGAACAUAAAGAGUCUAUUUCUUAAAGAUAAUAUUCUUUCUGGAUCUAUUCCUAGCGAAAUUGGAAUGAUGAGAUCUAUGAUACAACUUGAUCUGUCAAAUAAUUCUCUCUCUGGUAAAAUCCCACCUACAAUUGGAAACUUGAGUCAUUUACAAGAUAUUUUCUUUCAAAAUAACCAUCUAAGUGGUACAAUUCCAACGGAAUUGAAUAUGCUUUUGAAUUUGGUAAGAUUGUUUGUAUUUGACAACAAUUUCAUUGGUCAGUUGCCUCAUAACAUUUGCUUUGGUGGAAAACUGAAGUCAAUUGAUGUUACUAAUAACCGUUUUAGUGGGCAAGUUUUGAAGAGUUUGAAGAAUUGUUCUAGCCUUUUUAGACUUUGGCUUCAACAUAACCAUUUUGAUGGAAACAUAACUGAUGAUUUUGGUGUAUACCCAAAUUUGAAGCUCUUGGGAUUGGAUGACAAUAAUUUUUAUGGCCAUCUUUCAUCCAACUGGGGUAAGUUACAUAAUUUGACAAAUCUUAACAUCUCCAAAAAUAAUUUAUCAGGUUCUAUACCACCUGAGCUCGGUGAAGCUUCCAACUUGUAUUCAAUUGACUUAUCUUCAAACCAUCUCACGGGAGAAAUUCCAAAGGAGUUAGGAAAAUUGACCAUGUUGGGCAGACUCAUUUUAAACAACAAUCAUCUUUCUGGUAAUGUUCAUGUAAACAUAGCAUCGCUAAAGGAACUUGAAAUCUUAGAUGUUGCAGCAAAUAAUCUAAGCGGUUUCAUCCCAAAAAAACUUGUCACUUCCUCUAGAUUAUUUAACUUAAAUUUGAGCCAUAACAAAUUUAGAGGAAAUAUUCCUGGUGAGUUUGGUGAAUUUAAAGCCCUUGAAAGUCUGGAUCUGAGUGGAAAUAUUUUGGAUGGAACCAUACCACAAAUGCUUGGGAAAUUGACACACUUGGAAACAUUGAAUAUUUCGCAUAACAAUCUUUCUGGAUUUAUCCCUUCUUCCUUUGAUCAGAUGACUAGUUUGUCAUUUGUUGAUAUAUCAUACAACCAAUUGAAAGGCCCACUUCCAGAUAUGCGAGUAUUCAAUAAUGCAACCAUUGAAGUGUUGAGGAAUAAUACAGACUUGUGCGGUAAAGUUUUUGGCUUGAAUCCUUGCAUAAAACCAAGCCAUGGAUCUCAUAAUAAUAAGACUAAGAAUUUGAUCUUGUUGAUGGUUUUACCUCUUGCACCUGGAACUCUAAUGCUAGCAUUUGUUUGUUUCAAACUCUUAAAGCAUUUAUGCGGAACACGAACCCUGAGAGAAAACCAGGAUGGCAGAACUUGUGUUGCUCCGAAUAAUGUAUUCACAAUAUGGAGUUUUGAUGGGAAAAUGGUGUAUGAGAACAUUAUUGAAGCAACAGAAGAGUUUGAUGACAAAUAUCUCAUUGGUGUAGGAACGCAUGGAACUGUCUACAGAGCUGAGUUACACACAGGCCAAAUAGUUGCUAUUAAAAAAAUCCAUUUAGCAACAAAUGGAGAAAAUUCUGAUAUAAGAUGUUUCACAAAUGAGAUUCAAGCUCUGACUGAAAUUCGUCAUCGUAACAUUGUGAAGCUAUAUGGAUUUUGUUCACAUUCACACGUAUCGUUUUUGGUUUAUGACUUUGUGGAGAAAGGCAGUCUAGAUAAGAUUUUGAAAAACGACGAACAAGCAACUGAAUUUGGUUGGAAUAAUAGGGUGAAUGUAAUUAAAGAUGUAGCAAAUGCUUUAUACUACAUGCACCAUGAUUGUUUCCCUCCUAUUGUUCAUCGAGAUAUAUCAAGCAAGAAUAUUCUUCUGGAUUUAGAAUAUGUGGCUCGUGUCUCGGACUUUGGAACAGCUAAGCUUCUUAAUCUUGAUUCAGACAAUUGGACCUCAUUUGCAGGAACACUUGGAUAUUCUGCUCCAGAACUUGCAUACACAAUGGAAGUGAAUGAGAAAUGUGAUGUAUAUAGUUUUGGAGUAUUAGCAUUGGAAAUACUUUAUGGGAAACACCCUGGAGACAUCAUAUCUAAUAACAUAGCUGGAUCAAAACUUGAUACUAUGUUAUUGAUGGAUAUGUUGGACCAACGUCUUCCUCGUCCAAUGAAUGCUAAAGCUAAGCAGCUGUUAUCCAUUACAAAGACAAUAAUUUCUUGCUUGGAUGAAAGUCCACGAUCUCGUCCAACCAUGGAGCAGGUUUCAAUGGAGAUUUCAAUAUCAUAAUAAUCUUCUUAAAUAGGUGAAUGUUUCUUUUUCUUCUUAGUUUCUGUAAUUUUGUAAACCUUGCUUGUAUUUUUAUUUUUUUUGUAUUAAAUGUCAUUUAAGUUUGUUGUUUCUAAACUUGGUUGCCCUAUCACUUUGAAUAUUAUUCGAAUGUUGUUAUGAUUAUAUUUGAAGAAACAUUUAUUGCAAAA
This is a messenger RNA of Vicia villosa (hairy vetch), 3998 nucleotides long. Its product is annotated as MDIS1-interacting receptor like kinase 2-like. The coding region runs from base 22 to 3807 and encodes 1261 amino acids. Gene Ontology annotation, biological process: protein phosphorylation; hormone-mediated signaling pathway. The transcript is spliced from 2 exons. Gene Ontology annotation, cellular component: plasma membrane. Lineage: Eukaryota; Viridiplantae; Streptophyta; Magnoliopsida; Fabales; Fabaceae. The record is from RefSeq and is a predicted model, not a curated record. Gene Ontology annotation, molecular function: protein binding; protein kinase activity; ATP binding.